Carya illinoinensis is the source of this 1555-nucleotide messenger RNA. Its product is annotated as alkaline ceramidase. NCBI's taxonomy places the organism in Eukaryota, Viridiplantae, Streptophyta, Magnoliopsida, Fagales, Juglandaceae. Gene Ontology annotation, molecular function: hydrolase activity, acting on carbon-nitrogen (but not peptide) bonds, in linear amides. Gene Ontology annotation, cellular component: membrane. The transcript has 5 exons. The coding region runs from base 372 to 1139 and encodes 255 amino acids. The record is from RefSeq and is a predicted model, not a curated record. Gene Ontology annotation, biological process: autophagy; ceramide metabolic process; defense response to other organism.
UUUAAGUCAAAUUGAAGAACAUAAUCAUAAUAAGGAGAAAUAACUGGUAUCGGCCUCCUCCCAUGUGUCGAAAGCCGAAAAGCGAAUCUCUCUUUCCCCUUGCGCCCCCAGUUAUCCUCUGCUCGGUUCAAGCUUAGAGAGACGGGAUUCGGUUAUAGCAGACAAGAGAAAUAAGAUCUGAUUCAGGAAAAACGGUUGCCUAUUUGCUUCCUGAAUUCUGGCAGACUAUCGAUACGUUGCCGAGCAAACCCAGUUGAUUGAAAUGCCUGUUUGGUGAAUUGCGAGCACAUGGUUUGCGACUUUUGUGAUUUCUGCUACUCUGUAGGGUAAAGGAUUCUACUAAAUAUAUUUCACAGAGCAUAUAGAGAAGAAUGACUGAGGGAAUAUCAAGUUUCUGGGGUCCUGUCACGUCAACUAUCGAGUGUUGUGAGAAGAAUUAUGCCUACUCUUCUUAUAUUGCGGAAUUUUACAACACAAUAUCCAACAUCCCAACCAUUCUUUUGGCCCUCGUCGGUCUUAUCAAUGCCUUAAGACAACGAUUUGAGAAGAGAUUUACCAUUCUUCACAUAUCUAAUAUGAUACUUGCCAUUGGAAACAUGUUAUACCAUGCCACGUUGCAACGUGGGCAACAGCAGAGCGAUGAAACUCCUAUGGUGUGGGAGAUGCUGCUUUAUAUGUACAUCCUCUACUCACCAGAUUGGCACUACCGUAGCACAAUGCCUACCUUCCUCUUCCUUUAUGGUGCUGUUUUUGCUGUUGUUCAUGCAAUAGUCCAACUUGGCAUUGGCUUCAAGGUGCAUUACUUUAUAUUGUGUCUUCUCUGCAUUCCUCGAAUGUACAAGUAUUACAUUCACACACAAGAUGCUUCUGCUAAGCGGCUUGCAAAGAUAUAUGUGGCUACCCUUUGUCUAGCAAGCUUGUGUUGGUUCUGUGAUCGUGUUUUCUGCAAGGAGAUAUCUAGUUGGCCCGUUAAUCCACAGGGUCAUGCUCUGUGGCAUAUCUUCAUGGCCUUUAGUUCCUACUUUGCAAAUACCUUCAUGAUGUUUUGCCGUGCUCAGCAACGUGAAUGGUCGCCAAAAGUUGUCCAAAUCAUGGGUGUUCUCCCCUACGUGAAGAUCGAAAAACCAAAAACUCAAUGAAAGACACCAAGAUUAUCUACAUGUUAUGAUCCAGCUUCGUCGGUUCUCAAAAAUUAGAUGGGUGAAAAACGCAUGCAGAUUCUCCUUCUCCGAAUCAUAUGAUCUUGGGAUGUGAGUUAAAUAUGCCAAGAUGAGCAUUUUGGAUAAAAACAUAAGAACUCAAGCGAAGAGGCAUGCUUUGUGAUAUCAAAAAACAAAAGAGGCAUGCUUUGGUGUGUAUCCAUCAUUGAUAGGUUUUUCAAAGCGUAUGCAACGGUCUACGCAGCUCUGUGCUAAAGACUGUAGACUUACGGAUUGCUUCCCCUCUCUCUUACCUUGGAGUUCUUACAUUUGGGUGAAUUUCAGCAUGUUCAAAUUUUGAUGGUUUCAUUCGAGUCUAAUUCAAUAUGAUCAGAAGUCUGUCGGUUUCGUUUGAA